CCUCUCACCCAUACCACGAGGUGGGAGCCUUGGGCCCUCCCUCCGAAAGCCCUUCUGCAGGGGACGUGCGUCUGUCGGUGACGCUGGCGCCCCUCACUCCCCGCGUUCCCUCCUCGCAGUCCUCCGUGUGUGCGAAGAUCGUGCAGCUCCUGGGCCAGAACGAUGUGGACUACCGCCAGAAGCAGGUGGUCAUCCUGAGCCAGGACAGCUUCUACCGGGUCCUCACCUCCGAGCAGAAGGCCAAAGCCCUGAAGGGCCAGUUCAAUUUCGAUCACCCGGAUGCCUUUGACAAUGAACUCAUCUUCAAAACUCUCAAAGACAUCACUGAAGGGAAAACUGUGCAGAUUCCCGUGUACGACUUUGUCUCCCAUUCCCGGAAGGAGGAGACGGUCACUGUCUACCCCGCGGACGUGGUGCUCUUUGAAGGCAUUUUGGCCUUCUACUCUCAGGAGGUGCGAGACUUGUUCCAGAUGAAGCUCUUUGUGGACACGGAUGCUGACACCCGGCUCUCCCGCAGAGUAUUAAGAGACAUCAGCGAGAGAGGGAGGGACCUGGAGCAGAUUCUAUCCCAGUACAUUACGUUCGUCAAGCCUGCCUUCGAGGAGUUCUGCUUGCCGACAAAGAAAUAUGCAGACGUGAUCAUUCCUAGAGGUGUAGACAAUCUAGUGGCCAUCAACCUCAUUGUGCAGCACAUUCAGGACAUUCUCAAUGGAGGGCUUUCCAAGCGGCAGACCAACGGCUAUCUCAACGGCUACACCCCUGCCCGCAAGAGGCAGGCCUCGGAGUCCAGCAGCCGGCCGCAUUGACCCACACCCUGGACCCCGCCCACUGUAGGACAGGGGCUCCGGCCGUCUGUACAUACGGUUUCCUAGGACUCUACUUAUUUAAGAAAACAACAUGGAGAAGAAAUGCCUUUGUUAUCGAAACGGAACCUGACCCCGAGCUUACGUGACAAACUGUGCCAACUACUACUGGCGAUGCCAAUGUGUAACCAGUUAUAAAUACAUAUAUAUAUAAAAGGGUC
Miniopterus natalensis is the source of this 1024-nucleotide messenger RNA. NCBI's taxonomy places the organism in Eukaryota, Metazoa, Chordata, Mammalia, Chiroptera, Miniopteridae. The record is from RefSeq and is a predicted model, not a curated record.